CGAUCUAUCGUCAUGGGCAGACAACGUGAGAAGUUUGUAAAACCAGCCUGCUGCCUGCUUACUUCCUCGCCUGCAAUCCAGAGGCAGAUUUAACUCCUCGCCAAGGACAUUGCCAGUUCUGCACGGAUGUAGGCGAGUUUUAUGCUCUUCCCUGGGUUACUAUUACUCCUCGCACCGCCCGAAUCGAAUGGUACACAAAUUCGAGACGCUUGCAGCAAUACUCUGACGAACGCACACAUCGUCCUCCAAUACCCUGUUCCUUCCCCGCCCUGACGGCGCCGCCACAUGAAGCCCUUGCAACGCGCGCGAUAGACACACAUUCCGACCCCCCCGCCUGGGUUACGGCACCCCACCGUCAAGAUGCUGGAGGGCUUGGUCGCGGGGCUGUUGAACCGCUUCUUGGGCAUGUAUGUCAAGAACUUUGACCCAACACAGCUCAAGGUCGGCAUCUGGUCCGGAGAUGUCAAGCUCAGCAAUCUGGAGCUGCGUCGUGAGGCUCUCGACCAGCUUAAGCUCCCCAUCAACGUCGUGGAGGGGCACCUAGGGCACCUUACAUUGGUCAUCCCAUGGUCCAACCUCCGCGGCGCCCCUGUCAAGGUCUUCAUCGAGGAUGUCUUCCUGCUCGCGUCGCCCAAGGAGGAGGCCGAAUACAAUGAAGAGGAGGAGGAGCGCCGGAAGCAGAGGAUCAAGAUGGAAAAGCUCGACUCAGCUGAGCUGCUGAAGGAAAGAACGCAGAUGGGUCUCAGUCAGGAGGAGCAGAAACGCACCCAGAGCUUUACCGAGAGCCUCGUCACCAAAAUCGUCGACAAUCUGCAAGUCAGCGUCAAGAAUAUCCACAUCCGCUAUGAAGAUGCCAUCUCCGCGCCGGGCCAUCCAUUCGCGUUGGGCGUUACGCUUGAAGAGUUCAGCGCUGUCAGCACUGACGGGGAGUGGAAGCCAACAUUCAUCCAAGACUCCUCCAAGACCACGCACAAGCUGGCCACUUUGGAGUCUCUGGCGGUCUACUGGAACACGGAUACAAAGCUAAUGGGCCCCGGCCGAGAGGCGCGAACGCCGGGCGUCGAGGCCACCCCGCACGACGAAAUGCUGCAGAACCUCAAGUUCAUGAUCGCGAGAGGCGAAACUGCCGACUCUGCGGGUCAUCAGUUCAUUCUGAAGCCCGUUUCGGGCCAGGCAAAGCUCGAGCUCGACAAGACGGGGAGUCCACAAGUCCCUAAGUUCAAGGCUAACCUGCUCUUUGACGAGAUCGGCCUAGUGCUGGACGACCAGCAGUAUCGUGACGCUCUGAUGAUGGUUGACCUCUUCCACUACUUUAUCCGCCACCAGGAAUACAAGAAGUACCAGCCCAAGGGUGUCACGCCGAAGGAGGACCCGCGUGCCUGGCUGAGGUUUGCGGGCGAUGCCAUCCUGGGCAAGAUCCACGAGCGGAACCGCCGGUGGUCAUGGGACUACUUCCGAGAACGCAGAGAUGACAGGCUCCGCUACAUUGAGCUAUUCAAGAAGACAAAACAGAGCCAGCAAUUGACGCCGGAAGAGAGCGACGACCUGAACAGGUUAGAGUGGAAGCUCAGCUACGAGGAUCUCCGCUUCUGGCGCUCCCUGGCCCGCAACCAGCUCAAGAAAGAGAAUGCCGAAGCGCUCAAGAACCGCCCGCCACCGCAGCAGCAGCAUCAACAGCAGGGUUGGUUGUCCUGGGUGUGGGGCGCGAAACCGCAGCAGCAUGAGGUAAAGGACGAAACAGAGAACACUGAGAUGACAGAGGAGCAACGGAGAGAGCUCUACGAGGUUAUCGACUGGGAUGAGAAGACAGCGCUCGCUGCAGAGGUUGACGUGCCAAGAGACAGUGUCAAGAUGCAGAUCGAGACAUCCCUGAGCACCGGCAGCUUCACCCUCAAACAGGGCCCGCAGGGCGCCACCCGGGAACUCAUCAGCCUCCACUUCGAUGUCUUCAAGGCAAAGGGCCUCAAGCGGCCCGAUUCCUUCUUGGUCGACCUGAGCCUGGGCGGCCUUCGAGUCAAUGAUGGCACGACUCCAAGAAGCCUGUACAAGGAGAUCGUCAGAGUCAAGGACGCAUCAACAGGGAGCACACAAAAGCGACUGUCCAUCGUGGACCUCGAGAAGAUCAGCGACGAGGCCUUCUUCCAAUUCCAGCUGGAGCAAAACCCCCUGGAUGAGCAGGGUGAUAUUGCUGUGACUGCCAAACUGAGGCCUCUGGAGAUCAUCUGGAAUCCAAAUGUCGUCAUCGGCGUUGUGGACUUCUUCAGGCCCCCAGAGCGCCACAUGGAAUCCAUCAAUGCUCUCAUGGAGACAGCGAGCGCGACGGUUGAAGGCCUUCGUGAGCAGACAAGAGCCGGGCUGCAGUUCGCACUCGAGGAGCACAAGACCGUCAACGCCAAGUUGGACCUUCAGGCCCCUCUUAUCAUCGUCCCAGAAACCAUCGCGAGCGACAGGUCGCCAUGCCUGAUUCUCGAUGCGGGUCACAUCAGCGUCACAAGCGAGCUUGUUGACAAGGAGACCAGCAAGGACAUCCAGUCCAAGCAGUCGCAGGCAUACACCGACGAAGAUCUUAAACGGCUGGAGUCGCUGAUGUACGACCGUUUCCUCGUCAAGUUGACUUCGACCCAGCUUCUAAUUGGGCCGUCCGUGGAAGAAACUAAGCAACAGCUGGUGGAAAAGGACGAUAACGUCAUGUUCCAUGUCGUUGACAAGAUCAACGUCGACUUUGUUGUCGAGGCAUCGAUUCUCCCCCGAGCCCCGAAUCUCACCAAAUUCAGGAUAUCUGGACACAUGCCUGUUCUUCAUGCAAUUGCAUCCGAUUCCAAAUACAAGACAUUGAUGCGGAUUAUCGAUGCCGCCAUCCCCAAGCUUGACAGCGACGAGCAGUCGCGGCCCCCACAGCACGACACACCCACUAAGAGACCACGACUUGCGAGCAGCGCAUCGUCUCGGCCGAGGAGGGGCACCGAGGCUAGGCUAUCGUCGCAGUUCCUGUCAUUCCCAGCCCAGCAGGAGGCCAUCGUCAUCGAUGACGACCUCGAUGACGACGACGAUGACAGGUUCGAGGAUGCCAAGGAUGGCUCGUCCGACGAGCAGCUGAGGAUACAGCAGCGAAUUGUCGAGUUCAAGUUCACGGUGGACCAACUCAAGGGCUCUCUGUACCGCAGCGAUCCCGAUAGGAGAAGUCCCGACCAGCUGCUUGUGGAGCUCGUUGCCGAGCACUUCGGUGUCGAGUUCCAUCUCCGGCCGUAUGACAUGGGCGCCGAGGUUUCGCUAGGCUCGGUCACCAUGGAUGACUUCGUGGAGAACCCGCCGGCCGAGUUCAAGUCGAUCGUGUCUUCCGGUGAUGUCGACGAUCGCCGAGAGGCAAGAGAUCUCGUGCUGGUCAAGUUUGUGCGGGUCAAGAAAGAAUCGCCGGAGUUCAUGACCGUCUACGAAGGAAUUGAGACCAAUGUUGAUGUCGCCAUCUCUACCAUCAACUUGGUAGUGACGCGCAAAACGCUGCUCACACUUCUUGACUUUAUCCUCGUCACGUUCACUAACAACCAACCUUCCGAUGGAACGGCCCAAAAGGCCAUCUCGGACGACGAGUCCCAGGACGACGCCGAGGCGGAAGAGCAAUCCCCUUCUCCAGGCGAGCAGCCUGAAACCGGCGCCAUCAGAGUGAAGGUGGACCUCAAGAGUAUCCGUCUGAUCCUGAAUAACGACGGUAUCAGGCUGGCCACCUUGUCCUUCAACCAUGCCGAUGUUGGCGUCUUCAUCCUCGGCCGAUCGAUGCGGGUCUCGACAAAGCUCGGGGAUUUGAGCCUUGUGGACGACGUUAAUCUCGGUGUCUCGGAAGACUCCAGCCUGCGUCAGCUCGUUACGAUCCAAGGCAAGGAACUUGCUGACUUCCGCUACGAGACGUUUGAUCCUUCGAAGUUUGAGCAGUAUCCGGGCUAUGAUUCAUCCAUCUAUCUCCGAGCCGGCUCCGUCAAGGUGAACUUUGUCGAAGAGCCUUUCCGCAAGAUUGUGGCUUUCCUCGUCAAAUUCGGCAAAAUGCAGGCCAUUUACAAUGCCGCACGACAAGCCGCUGCCAACCAGGCCAACCAGUUUCAGCAGAGCCAGAACCGGAUCAAGUUCGACGUCAUCGUCAAGACUCCAAUCGUCGUUUUCCCCCGCGCGCUCGUCCCGGGGAGGCCGAAGCGGGAUGUCGUCACGGCGUAUCUCGGAGAGAUCUACGCCCAGAACAAGUUCGCGCCACUGGAUGACUCAAAGGACUCGGACAUAGCCAUGAAACUCUCAGCUGGCAUUCGCAACAUCAGACUGACUUCCAACUUCCAUUACACCGGUGACCGCGAGGAGGAGCUGGAACUCAUCGACCGUGUCGACCUGGGGUUCAAUAUCACAUAUGCCGAGCACAAGGACAACGUCAAGCGGCCAGAACUGGAGAUCCAAGGCUCCAUGACAGACUUCAACCUGCGCAUCACCCCGUACCAGCUCAGUGCACUCCUCGAGAUUUCUAGAUCAGCGCCGGCCGCCUUUGCCGGGGAUUCUGAGCAGCACACGGCCGAGGCUGAGCGGGAUGUUGACGGCGCCACUCUCCAACGUGCUAGAACCAUGCCCGGUUACGGCGGCGGAAACACGAACGAGAAGCUCAUCGACAUGAGCCCUGAACUCGGAACCCACGGGGAGGCCUGGACGAAAUUGGACCUCAUCUUCACCGUCAACGAGAUCGGCCUGGAGUUGAUCAACGCUCCAGAGGAUGCUCCUGUCGGUGACCUCGUUGCAGCCAGUCUGUCAAAGUUCAGCCUCAACUCCAGUCGUCUCAAGACACGGAUGGACUCCAACGGCAGCCUUGAGGCCGAGUUUGUCAUCCAGGCUUUAACUAUUUACGACACGCGGCAUCGCGAGACCAACAAAUUCCGACGCAUCAUGACGAGUAGCAACACAGACGUUGAGCAGCUUAUGGCUAGCAUCACCAUGUCCGGCGGCAAAGAGAGAAACGUCAUCACCGUGGUUGCGAUUGAUAGCCCCCGCUUCAUCUUUGCCCUGGAUUACGUCUUUGCUAUCCAGAAAUUCGUCACAGUCGGCACCCAGAUAAACGAGUCGGGAUUUCCUGAGAAGAGUCCGCUGGAGAGUCCGGAGGAGAUGAGCGAUAGCGAGUCUGUGCACGCCCAACUCUCUUCAAGGCGCUCCGGGAGCAGCAGCGGUCGGGCGACCCAGCCCAACAAUCAGCAGCAGGAGUCGAAGGCGGAUGAGCCAAGAAUGACAUUUGCGUAUCGGGUCAACGUAGUCGAUGCUCAAGUCAUCUUGAUCGCCAAUCCGCUGAGUGCGAGCUCGGAAGCGAUCGUCUUAGGAACGAAGCAGGUUGUUUUGUCGCAGCAGCACGCCCUUACCUUCACGAUUUCGCAGUGCGGAAUGUUUCUGUGCCGCAUGGAUCGCUUCGACGACACCCGACUGAGGAUCAUUGACGACUUCUCGGUGCAGGUAUCCAUGGACACUUCACAACCGUCAGUGACCAAAAUUCAUGCUGACAUUGAGCCCCUCAUCCUGCGUUUGUCGCUGCGAGACAUCCUUCUUGUUAUGCAGACCGUCGCCAAGGCCUCUGAGUUGUCAGGGGCCCAGUCUGUCGACGCGGUCGCAAAGGCGUCGGAUCGGAAGGCUAAGCAACUCAAGGCAGCCGGCUUGAAGCAGAGGACCGCGAGUGGCAAGGGAACGUCGACGGUGGCCGCGCGCACGAGGCGAACGAGCAAUAGCGCGGGAAGCGCCUUGCAGGUGGGAGGAGUCCCCCCGCCGCCUCACGAUAUUGUCAAGCCACCUGCGAGGCACGAGGAGCUCACUCUCACGGUGGACGGGGUCCGGGUUGUGCUUCUCGGUGACAUCCAUGAACUUCCCAUCCUCGACAUGAGCGUCAAGAACUUUACGGCCAAUGCCGAAAACUGGUCUUCUAAUUUGAAGGCCGAAACGGCGAUCGAGAUGUACACCAACGUCUACAACUUCGCCAAGUCCGCGUGGGAGCCUCUCAUCGAACCCUGGCAAGUCGGCUUCGGGGUGGCUCGAGAUCAGAGGACCGGCAUUCUGUCGGUUGACGUGUCGUCCAAGCGCAACUUCGACGUGACCAUCACAACUGCCAGCAUCGCCCUCUUCUCCAAAUCCUUCGCCUUCCUCUCUCAGGACCAAGAUGUGCUCUCCAAGCCUCGCGGUGUUGAGGCUCCCUACCGGCUUCGGAACUACACCGGCUUCGACGUUGUCCUCCAGGCAAAGAAACAAAGCAGCAAUGAACCCAUCUCCCUGCAUCUUGCCGAUGGAGAGGAGGUUCCAUGGAGCUUUGAGGACUGGGAGAAGAUGAGAGAGAGCCUGCUCACCGAGAGCAGCAGCGCGAACAGCGUGUCGGUCCAGCUCGAGGGCAGUGGCUUCGACAUGGUUAAGAACAUCCGGCUCACCCGAGAAGGCGAAUUCCUCUACGCGCUCAAGCCCAAGGCCGACCAAGUCUUGCACAAGUUGCUCGUUGAGAUCAAGCUCGGCACCGACAACGUCAAGUAUGUCACGCUGCGUAGCCCACUCCUGGUGGAGAACGAGACCGAUCUCCCGGUCGAGCUCGGCGUGUACGAUGCACGCGAAGGCCAUCUACUCAAGAUUGAGAAGAUUGCGCCUGGUGAGAGCCGGCCGGCUCCGGUCGGCGCCGCAUACCUGAAGAGCUUGCUCGUCCGCCCCGACCCCGGCUUUGGCUACGGGUGGAGCACCGACGUGCUGUGGUGGAAGGAUCUGCUGAAGCGGCCGACGAAGACCUUGGUCUGCAAAGGGGAAAACAGCGAGCCAUUCUACAUCCAGAUGUCGGCUCGGUGGGACAGAGCCAACCCCACGACGAGGAAUUAUCCGUACAUGCGAGUGAAGCUCUCCGCGCCCGUCACUCUGGAGAACCUAUUGCCGUAUGACUUCAAGUACCGGAUCUACGAUAAGAACACCAAAAGGGAUUGGUCAAACUUCCUGCGCAAGGGAGGUGUCAGCCCCGUGCAUGUCGUUGAGCUGUCCCACCUCCUGCUCUUGAGCGUCGACAUGCAAGACACCACGUUCAAGACAAGCGAGUUUGCCAUCAUCAACGCCGGCUCGACAGAGGACUUCAAGAAGGAAACCCACCUUGUGUGCAGAGACGACGCCGGAAUGGCUUUGAACCUCAGGCUGCACUACUUCCGAAUCCCGGACGGCGGCGGCGCGUUCAAGGUGAAGGUCUACAGCCCAUAUGUCGUCCUUAACAAGACCGGGUUGGACGUGAGUGUCCGCUACAAGGGCUUCAUGCAACACGCGAAGGCGGCGGCGGCAAGCCAGUCGCUCAUCGACCUCGGCGACGGAAACGAGGCCAAGGCACGGCCAAUGAUGUUCUCGUUCAACAGCGAUGACCACAGGAACCGAGCAGUUUUGAGGGCUGGUACUUCCGAGUGGAGCAAACCGCAAAGCUUCGACGCCAUCGGCAGCACCACCGAAGUAGUCCUCCAAACUGCGGGCAAGAACGCAGAGACUCACCUCGGCAUUACCGUGGAUUCAGGACGGGGCAAAUACAAGAUGAUCAAGACGGUGACUCUCGCUCCGAGAUAUGUGAUCCAGAACAAGCUCGGCGAGGACAUCAACAUCCGCGAACCAAGCUCCUCGAGCUUGAUGACGCUCAAGGCUGGGUCGUUGCAGCCGCUUCACUACCUCCAGAGAGGUGCAGUCAAGCAACUGUGCCUCUGCUACCCCGGCGUCGACAACCAGUGGACCGCCCCAUUCAACAUCUCGGACCUGGGCGUCACGCACCUCAAGAUUGCCAGGGCAGGCCAGCGUCAGAGACUUAUCCGGGUGGAGAUUCUGAUGGAAGAUGCUACCAUCUUCCUCAACCUCAGCAUGGAACAGAGAAACUGGCCAUUCUCCAUGCGCAACGAGAGCGACACCGAGUUCACCUUCUAUCAGGUCAACCCCACUAUCGAUGAGGAUGGAAUCGAGGACCGCUCGGGAUGGCGCCCGGUCCGGUACCGCCUCCCGCCACGGAGUAUCAUGCCGUAUGCGUGGGACUUCCCAGCUGCCAAGUACAAGGAAGUGUGCAUCAGCGCGUACAACAAGGAGCGGCAUGUGAAGCUAGCCGAGAUCGGAAACUUAAUGCCCAUGAAGUUCAUCGGCACAAACGGCCAGACCAAGAUCAUCGACAUCAACGUGACUGCUGACGGGCCAACGCAGACCCUCAUACUGUCCAAUUUCAAGCAGUCUAAGAGUCUGUACCGGCAGCGAUCCAAUGCAGGCUCGGCCAGCAGCCGCGAAGGCUUCGAAGCGAAAGAGCUUGACACACACACCACGUUCAGGGCGCAGCUGCGCCUGUCCGGGAUCGGCGUGUCGCUCAUCAACUCCCAGCUGAAAGAACUGGCCUACAUUACCUUCAGGGAUGUUCAGCUCCGGUACAGCGAUUCGCCCCUGUAUCAAACCGUGAGCCUGGCGGUGAAGUGGAUCCAGAUCGACAACCAGCUCUAUGGCGGCAUCUUCCCCAUGAUUCUCUACCCUAGCGUGGUUCCAAAGAGGGCCCAGGAGGUCGAGGCACAUCCAUCACUGCACGCCAUGGUGACCCGUGUCAAGGACGACUCGUACGGUGUCGAGUACAUCAAGUACGCCACUGUCCUUCUGCAGGAAAUGACGGUGGAGCUCGAUGAGGAUUUCAUCUACGCAGUCUUGGAGUUCUCCAAGAUUCCCGGUGCUUCUUGGUCGUCGACGGACGAGAAGGACAAGCUGUGUGACGACAACAUCGACAUACCGCAGCCGAAGCAGCAGCAGUCGGGUAGAGAUAUCUACUUCGAGGUCCUCAACAUCCAACCGAUGCAGCUGGACCUCUCGUUUGUUCGGACAGAGAGAGUCAACGUGGAGGACAAGACAUCGUCCAAGAACCCCGUCAUGUUCUUCUUCAAUGUCAUGACCAUGGCCCUGGGCAACAUCAACGAUGCGCCCGUGCGGUUCAACGCGCUGAUGCUCGAGAACGUGCGCGUCUCGAUCCCGGUCCUUAUCCAGAACAUCUCCAACCACUACAGCCAGGAAGCGCUGUACCAGAUUCACAAGAUCCUGGGCAGUGCCGACUUCCUCGGCAACCCAGUGGGGCUCUUCAACAACAUCAGCUCAGGCUUCGCCGACAUCUUCUACGAGCCGUACCAGGGUCUCAUCAUGUCCGACAAGCCCGAAGACUUCGGCCUCGGUCUCGCCCGCGGAGCAGGAUCCUUCUUCAAGAAGUCUGUCUACGGCUUCACCGACUCCAUCUCCAAAGUCACGGGCAGCUUCGCCAAGGGCCUCGCCGCGGCAACCAUGGACAAGCAAUUCCAGGACCGCCGGCGCAUCACGCGCGCCCGCAACCGGCCCAAGCACGCCCUCUUCGGCGUCACGGCCGGCGCCAACAGCCUCUUCACCUCGGUUGCCUCGGGCGUGGGCGGCCUGGCGCGCAAGCCGCUCGAGGGCGCCGAGCAGGAGGGCGCCCUGGGCUUCUUUAAGGGCAUCGGCAAGGGCGUGGUGGGACUCGCGACGAAGCCGGCCAUCGGCGUGCUCGACUUCGCCUCCAACGUCUCCGAGGGCGUCCGCAACACGACCACCGUCUUCGACGGCACCGAGCUCGACCGCGUCCGCCUACCGCGCUACAUCCCCGCCGACGGCGUCGUCCGCCCCUACAACCAGCGGGAGGCCCUCGGCCAGAGCUGGCUCAAGCAGGUCGACAACGGGAAGUAUUUUGACGAGCAGUACAUUGCGCACCUGGAGCUGCCCACCGAGGACAUGGUGGUCAUGGUGACGUAUGCGCGCAUCCUGCUGGUGCGCAGCAGGCGCCUGCAGACGGAGUGGGACGUCCCGCUCAAGGAUGUCCAGACCAUUGCCAAGGAGCGCACGGGGCUGAGCCUGACGCUGCGUGGCGGGACGAAUGGUCCGUUUAUACCCAUCGGUGAGGAGAGUGGGAGGACGUUUAUCUAUCGCAUGGUGGCGGUUGCGGUGGAUGAGUUUAAUCGGAGGUUUAAGGGGUUGGAGUAGGCGGUUCUGAGCCAGGUGUAGGGGAGCCUGGGGAGGAGGAGACGGGGGAGAGAAAGAUUGCGUGGAGAGAACCUGAAAGGGUCGAGGGUGGAGGAAGGUGACGAGAUAUAAUGCGUGAUACGGUCUGCAUGAUAUAACGUUAUGAUUGAGGAGGAACGCUGAAGCUUUCCAUUGAGUUUGUUUUGUUUGUUUUUGGUGCGGUCCAGUCUGCUGUGAUUUCGGCGUGGGCAAUGUAAUGGCGAAGCGUGGAAGAUGACGAUAUGCUCGAGUUAUUGUUGUUUGGUGAGAAAUGAAUUGAUUCAUUGUGGCGUAACAUUAUUUACGUCUUGGGAGACACCCAACCGAGGGCCGUAUGUCCGUGAUGCGCGUGAUCUGGAUUUCAUCCGCUCUGCGAGAGGCCUGAAAGUUGAAACAUGGAAUCGC
Molecule: messenger RNA, 10422 nt
Organism: Chaetomium strumarium
Lineage: Eukaryota; Fungi; Ascomycota; Sordariomycetes; Sordariales; Chaetomiaceae
Exons: 3
Coding region: 361-9999 (3212 amino acids)
Biological process (GO): protein targeting to vacuole; late endosome to vacuole transport; protein retention in Golgi apparatus
Cellular component (GO): extrinsic component of membrane
Source: RefSeq, a predicted model, not a curated record